Molecule: messenger RNA, 349 nt
Organism: Dacryopinax primogenitus
Lineage: Eukaryota; Fungi; Basidiomycota; Dacrymycetes; Dacrymycetales; Dacrymycetaceae
Product: cytochrome c oxidase subunit VIIc
Exons: 4
Coding region: 8-241 (77 amino acids)
Biological process (GO): mitochondrial electron transport, cytochrome c to oxygen
Source: RefSeq, a predicted model, not a curated record
UCGCACGAUGAUUGCCCGCGCUGCUAUUCGCCCCGUCGCCUCACGCGCCGUUGCCAGGUCUGCUGUCCAGUCCCGUGGUCUGCACGUCGAGAACACCGUUUAUAACAACAUGCCGUUCAGCUACAAGAAUAAGAGGGUGUUCGCUGUGAAGAUGAGCCUGUUCUUGGGCGUUGGCUUUGCCCUUCCCUUCAUUGCCGCCGCAUAUCAGCUGAAGAAAUCCGGUGGGACGACCCCCGCGUAGACGGACUGCAGGGUGAAAUCAAAUAGCGCAAUGUUGGAAAGGAUGCCAUUGCAUUGUACAUAACGUUGCUGGUUGCAACUGUAACCGGUAUCUAAUGUCCCAAGUCAC